Trematomus bernacchii (emerald rockcod) is the source of this 1561-nucleotide messenger RNA. RefSeq names its product TEF transcription factor, PAR bZIP family member a (gene tefa). Gene Ontology annotation, molecular function: DNA-binding transcription factor activity, RNA polymerase II-specific; RNA polymerase II cis-regulatory region sequence-specific DNA binding. The record is from RefSeq and is a predicted model, not a curated record. Gene Ontology annotation, cellular component: nucleus. Gene Ontology annotation, biological process: regulation of transcription by RNA polymerase II. NCBI's taxonomy places the organism in Eukaryota, Metazoa, Chordata, Actinopteri, Perciformes, Nototheniidae.
CCAGUCAACAACACUAGUAGGCGGAUACCUUUUAACGACGAGAGGCGAUAACCGGUUUCUCAGGGUCUGAUUUUCUGAGUGUUCCACUGCAGACGGGAUGUUUUGACUUUCCACAUUUACCGUCGAUUUUCGGGAUUAUAACACAUUAAAGAGACCCUUUUUUCAGCUGUUAAACCGGAUGUGGAGCUAGCGUUAUCGAGCUAACGGGAUUUAACCGCCGAGCCGUUUUUGUCAGUUACUCCGUAGAUAACGUUAACAACAAGGGGGCAAACAUGUCAGGCGAACCGAUCAUUAUCACGCUGGAAACAGCUUCGGGGACAACGAGUUCAUUCCCCGUGGUUUUGAAGCAGAUAAUGGACAUGCCUCCACCGAAUAUUCUGGACUACGACGACGACACAGACAAGGAAAAGCUGUUACUGGGAAACGAUGUUGACCUUAAUGGAGGAUGCAGCGAUAUGGGUCCUUCAGCCUCCCUGACCCCGGCUAGGGAGAAAACCAUUCCCUAUGAUGGCGAAAACUUCCACCUGGAGUACAUGGACCUUGAGGAGUUCCUCAUAGAUGGCAUCCCCAACUUGCCCGACGUGGACGCCCAAAACAGCAGCCUGGCCGAUGGGAAGACGGUGAAAGGAAAGGCUCCAGCUUCCUCACUGUCCCUGCUUCCCAUUCAGGACUUGGACACGUGUGGGGAGGACAUGCUGAUCAUCACCAAGAGCGACUCUGAUAUCCUCUGUGAUGUAACUGCAGAGGUGACCACUGAUAGUGACCGAGAGACCCCCGAGCCUAUUGACCCCGAUGAGAUCGAGGUGGAGAUGAACUACGAGCCCGACCCCACUGACCUGGUGCUGUCGAGCGUUCCCGGAGGCGAGCUGUUCGACCCUCGCAAACACAAGUUCACUGACGACGAGCUCAAGCCACAACCCAUGAUCAAGAAGGCCAGGAAGGUGUUGGUGCCUGAAGAACAGAAGGACGACAAGUACUGGCACAGGAGGAAGAAGAACAACGUGGCGGCCAAACGUUCCCGUGACGCCCGCAGGUUAAAGGAGAACCAGAUCACCGUCAGAGCGUCGUUCCUGCAGCGCGAGAACUCGGCGCUGCGCACAGAAGUCGCCGACCUGCGGAAGGAGUCCACCCGCUACAAAACCGUGGGGCGCUACGAGGCUAAAUAUGGAGCACUGUAAGGGAACACUAAACAAUGUAGAAGGACAUCUGUACAGCAGACAGUAUCAGUUUACACAUGUAGGGUUAUAAACAAGACCUGAUUGUAAGUUAAAUCCACUGUUACACAUACAGUUAACAACAGGAGAGAAGGAGACACUGAGGCAGAGUUAAACACUUCUGAUAUCCUCACGGGUGAAAUCUGAGCCGAUAGUCGUCGGGCUAAAAAGAAAAAACACUCCUCACCAGAGCAUCAAACACUUCAUGGUGAUGAUGGAUGGGCAUCACUUUUAGACAAAGGAGAGAGAAACUGAACUUGUUCUUUAGAAAACAUCAGAUAUAAUAAUAAUAAUACAUGAGACUUAUAUAGCGCUUUUCUAAAAACUCAAAGACGCUUUGACAGAGA